Messenger RNA from Monoraphidium neglectum, 564 nucleotides. Its product is annotated as 60S ribosomal protein L18-3. The record is from RefSeq and is a predicted model, not a curated record. Gene Ontology annotation, molecular function: RNA binding; structural constituent of ribosome. Gene Ontology annotation, cellular component: ribosome; cytosolic large ribosomal subunit. The coding region runs from base 1 to 564 and encodes 187 amino acids. Gene Ontology annotation, biological process: translation. NCBI's taxonomy places the organism in Eukaryota, Viridiplantae, Chlorophyta, Chlorophyceae, Sphaeropleales, Selenastraceae. The transcript has 5 exons.
AUGGGGAUCGACCUGGUGGCUGGCGGCCGCAACACCAAGAAGCACCGCACCGCUCCAAAGAGCGACAAUGUGUACCUGAAGCUGCUGGUGAAGCUGUACCGCUUCCUGGAGCGCCGCACGGAGAGCAACUUCAACGCGGUGGUGCUCAAGCGGCUGUUCAUGAGCAAGAUCAACCGGCCGCCGCUGUCCCUCUCCAAGCUCGCCAAGUUCAUGGCCGGCAAGGAGGACAAGGUGGCGGUGCUGGUGGGCACCGUGACGGACGACGUGCGCCUGCACGAGGUGCCCAAGCUGCGGGUGACCGCGCUGCGCUUCACCGAGACCGCGCGCGCGCGCAUCGUCAAGGCCGGCGGCGAGUGCCUGACCUUUGACCAGCUCGCCCUUGAGCGCCCGACCGGCAAGGACUGCGUCCUGCUGCGCGGCCCCAAGAACAACCGCGAGGCCGUCAAGCACUUCGGCCCCGCCCCCGGUGUGCCGCACUCCAGCACCAAGCCCUACGUGCGCUCCAAGGGCCGCAAGUUCGAGAAGGCGCGCGGCCGCAGGAACAGCCGCGGUUACAAGGCCUGA